UUUUAAAUAUUACUAUUCUAUAGCAAUGUCGAUCAAAUUAUUGUUGUUUGAAAAUUUUCUAUUAUUUUGUUUGAUAAUCAUUACAAUCAACAAUAUAAACAUAACUGAACAACAAUUUCAAACUAAAACAUUAAUAUAUAAAACAAUAUAUUUGGAUCUAUUAGAUGAUUGUCCAUAUCUUGAUUGUCAAACUGAAAUGGCUAAAGUAUGGCAAGUAAAAAUGAAAAAUUAUUAUACUGAAACAAAAACAUUUUGUUGUUUCGUAUUUAAAACAUUAGAAUGUGAAACAGAAAAUUUAUUAAAAUGUAAUCAAAAAAAAUAUGCAAAACGUAAUGAAGAUGAAACAUUAAAAUUAUUUAAUAAAUCCUGUGAACAAUGGUCGAAUAAAGAUGCUUGUAAAGAUCCACCAAAAUUAGACGAUGAAGAUGAAGAAAAAGAAGAAACCAUUUGGGAUAAGAUUCAUCAGUGGAUGCAUUAUUUUUCGCUUGUAAUGUUUGUUCUUGGAAUUAUUUGUACUCUCUAUGGAUUGGGUAAAAGUAAAAUUGAUCCGAAAAUCGCAAAAAUGUUGAAACCAGUAAAAAAUAGAUAUAAUAAAUGGAAAUAUAAUAGAUAUGUAAAAAAUUUUGAUAAAACAAUAUCAUCAGAUUCACCAAUUGAAGAUAUGAUUAUAAAGGGUCAAAAAAUUAAUUACGAUAAAGAAUAUUUAAAAUUAUUGAAUAGAAUUGAAAUAUCGGCAAUUAGAAUCGAUACAAAAAUAGAUCAGCCGAAUGUAUUUACACCGAGAUAUAUUGAUAGAAUGCUUGAACAUUAUGUAGAUAAACCGGGAGAAAUGGGUUUGCAAUUUAAUAUCCUUCAUGCAUUUAAAAAAUGAAUUUGAAUUUUUUUAAAAAAAAAACUACAAACUUUUGUUCAUUAAAAAAAAAAUACAUUUCAUUUAACAUUUUACAAUUCGCAUCUUUGAAUCAUCUAUGUUUUUUUUGUGUGUUCGAAUAACGAAUUCAUUCAAAAAGGAUUUGAUAAAAAAAAAUUCUAAGAAAAUUGUCUAAAAACUAUUUA
This is a messenger RNA of Dermatophagoides pteronyssinus (European house dust mite), 1056 nucleotides long. RefSeq lists its product as uncharacterized. NCBI's taxonomy places the organism in Eukaryota, Metazoa, Arthropoda, Arachnida, Sarcoptiformes, Pyroglyphidae. The record is from RefSeq and is a predicted model, not a curated record.